AUGAUACCAGAAGAGGGACCUGAGAGGGCCAGAAGGGAAGUCAGAGAGAAAGAGGAUAGAUUUUUUGGAGAGAUUAACCUCACUCUCGGCAUGCUGAACAAGGAAGAUAAUAUUAGCAAGGAAGACAUUUAUGGUCAUCUCACUUCCGUUAUUCAGAAUACUGACAUCUUGGACCAUGCAACUGUCCAAAGGCUGAUUUAUUACGCUUCUAAGGACAUGAGAGACGACAAUAUCCUCAGAGAAAUAAGAAAGCUAACUGGGGAGGUGUUGGUGUCUCUCGCUGCACAUGAUUUCAACUCUGUGAUGUAUGAGGUACAAAGUAACUUCGGGAUCCUGGAGCUACCAAAUGAAUUCGUGGUGCUUGCCCUGGCUGAACUGGCAACGAGCUACGUGUCCCAAAGCAUUCCCUUCAUGAUGAUGACCCUGCUCACCACGCAAACCAUGCUCAGGCUGGCGGAGGAGGAAAAGAUGAAGGGAGCCUUCUGUAUCGCCCUUGAGAAGUUCAGCAGAGCCAUUUACAAGUAUGUCAACCACUGGAGAGACUUCCCCUACCCCAGAUUGGAUGCCAGUCGCCUCUCUGACAAAAUCUUCAUGCUGUUCCGGUAUAUCAUGGACAAGUGGGCCGCCACGACCUUGCCCACACAAGUUUUGGCCAUCAUUAAGGCUCACGGCCCCACAGUGAGCCUGCUGCUGCAUCGGGAAGACCUCCGUGAAUACGCCCUGGGCCAGGUCCCUUGGCUCCUGAAGCAGUAUAAAGACAAAGAGAUGGAUUUCCACGUCACUCAGAGUCUAAGACAGAUAUUGACCGUGGCAGUCCUUUAUGACGUUAGCCUUCCAAAGGCCUUGAGGAAGACCAUCUUUAUCAAUUUACUCCACCAGGUGUGCAGAGUUCUAGAUCCUCCAGUAAAGGAAAAUGAAAUCGAAGCUUCAGACUGUUUCCUCAUUCUAGCCCAUUCCAGCCCUGCAGACCUGAUAGAAUUUUUUGAUGAACAAAUGAGAAGUAAUAAUGAAGCCACUCGAAUGGGAAUCUUGACUUUGUUAAGAUCGGCUAUCAGUGCUGAAGAGCCCAAGUUGAGGGAUCACAUCACUUGAAUAGAAAAAACAGUCAAAGUCGUCAUGGGCGACCUCAGUAUUAAAGUGAGGAAUUCCGCCCUUCUCCUCAUCCAAACCAUGUGUGAAAAACGCUACAUUGAAGCCCAGGAAGGCUGGCCACUGAUUGACUACAUCUUCUCGCAGUUUGCAAUGUCCAACAAGAAUCUGAAACCAAUAAAACCUAACUCCCAGGAGACCGAAAAGGGAGAGAAAUGUAUCCAAGAAACAAGCCUGGAGGUCUUAAAAACCCUGGACCCACUGAUCAUUGGAAUGCCUCAGAUGCUAUGGCCAAGAAUCCUGACUCUUGUGGUACCUGCGGAAUAUACGGGAACGCUGAAAUACCUGUUUAAUAUCAUCAGAAUUCUGUUUAUGGCAGAGGAGAGGAAGAAGAAGAAUGCCAAGGACUCAACAGCACUUGUCAUCUCUACAGGAGCUGUGAAACUUCCUUCACCACAACAGCUACUGGCCAGACUUCUGGUAAUAUCUAUGCUCGCCAGUUUAGGGAAAUUACAUGGGGUCGGUGCAAUAGGACUUUUGAAGAUAUUGCCUGAGAUAAUUUACCCAAAUUUGGUAGAGCUAUGGAAAACAUGCAUACCUGAGCUCCUGCAGCCUCUGGAAGGAAAGAACACUAGUAUCGUGCUGUGGGAGACCAUGCUGCUUCAGUUGCUCAAAGAGCCGUUAUGGAAGAUCAAUGACGUAGCCUGGACCAUUCAACUGAGUCGGGAUUUCAACCAGCAAAUGGACAGUUACGGCAACACCUCUGUUGAGAAGAAAUUUCUUUGGAAAGCCUUGGGAACCACCUUAGCAUCCUGCCAAGACACAGACUUUGUAAGCUCACAGAUUAAGGAUGCUCUGGCUGCUCCCAACCACCUGGGGGAUCAACGCCAGGGAAUAACAUCUAUCUUAGCAUACUGUGCCAAGAACCACUUUGAAAUUGUUUUAAAAGUUCUUAAAACAUUCCAAGAUCGGGAAAAGUUUUUCAUGAAUCGAUGCAAGGGUAUUUUCUCUGGGAAAAAGAGCCUGACCAAGACUGACGUCAUGGUAAUCUAUGGAGCCGUGGCCCUCCAUGCUCCCAAGAGGCAGCUCCUCCCCAGGCUUGAUCAAGACAUUGUAUCCCAAGUCGUUUCUUUUGGCCAGUGCUCUCAGGUUCUGGGCAUGGCUGUGAUGAACAAGGACAUGGAUCUGCAGAUGAGUUUUAUAAGAAGUAUCACGGAAACUGGCAUUGCUGUCCAAGAUGCUGAGGAUGAGAAGUUCAAGUUUUCCUACAAGGAGGUGCUGCUGAGUUACAUGCUGGACUUCAUCAGGGAUGAGCCCCUGGAUUCCUUGGCUAGCCCUGUUCGGUGGAAAGUCUUAAUCGCCAUCAGAUACCUCAGUAAACUGAAACCUCAGCUCUCACUGAAUGACCAUCUUAAUAUUCUUGAGGAGAACAUUCGGAAGCUGCUGCCCCUUCCACCUCUGGAAAAACUCAAAAAUGAGGGCAAGACAGACAAGGACACGGAGCACAUUCAUUUUCUCUACGAACGAUCCAUGGAUGCUCUGGGGAAGCUGCGGAGGACCAUGAUGUGGGAUAACGUGAAAGCAGAGGACUGUCAAGAAAUGGUCAACCUUCUCCGAAUGAGGCUUGUUUCACAAAAAGAGUGGGAAAGGGAAAGAGCCUUCCAGAUCACCGCGAAAGUGCUGACAAACAAUACUGAGGCACCAGAGAACUUUAAAAUCGGCUCACUCCUCGGCCUCCUGGUUCCUCACUCCUGUGACACCUCCAUCCGCCAGGCGGCUGCUAGCUCGGCUAUUAGUCUGUUCUGCAUAAAAGGCAUUCGCCUGGAAGUGGAAAGACUACAGGAUUUGCAGGAAGGGCUGCAAUGUGAUGAUGUGCAGGUCCAGAUCAAGAUUUCCUCCAAAAUAGCAAAGAUUGUCAGUAGACUCAUUCCAAGUGAAGAAAUGCUCAUGUUCCUGGGGGAAACCCUGGACGGUCUGGAGAGCCUCAACCCCACGUGUACAAAGGCAUGUGGCAUCUGGAUGAUCACUGCCCUGAAGGAGCAGGGAGCAGCUUUAGAAGAUCAGCUGUUGGAGAUCUUGGGCAUAAUUUACCAUCACAUGCCGGUCCUCAGACAAAAGGAGGAAAGUUUUCAGUUUAUGUUGGAAGCCAUCUCCCAAAUAGCCAGCUUUCACACGGAUGCAGUUGUUGCCAACCUUUUACAGAAGCCUCUGCCCUUUGACAGUGACACAAAGACACCGUGGAAGGCUCUGGCUGAGAACCCAGCCUCCAGUGGCAAACUCUUGCGAGCCUUAAGAGACAAACUGGAGAAUGAGUUAGAAGAUGACCUCCCGGGGACAGAGGCGAUCUCCGUGGCCUGUGCAAUUUGUGAAGUGGUGUCGACAGGCACCCCUGUCGCAGGCCUGUACCCAAAGCUGUUCGCCCUUUUCCUGAAGCUGGUCAGCUGCACACUGGGCCAGAAGAUGCCCACGUCGACCCUAACCCGCCGCCGGCGGGUGAUGCAGCAAGGGGAGCGGCAGAUCGCAGACCCCUGCAGGCUCUCAACUACAACUCUGAAGUGUGUGCAGGCCCAGGCCACGAAAGAAGGGCUGGCCAUAGAAUCUGACGACGGGGACAUGUGGACCCUCCUCAGCAGUCCCAGUAGGCACCACAUAGGAGUCUGUGCACUGGCCAGGAGCAUGGCAGCGUGGCAACACAGACUCAUUCCGGACAUCACGGAACAACUCUUCCCAUCCCUGACCUCCUCCUCGGAGAACUACCAGAUAACGGGCGCAGCUUCCUUCUCUGAGCUCAGGAAGGAGCCAAUCCUUCAGAAGCACGGGAAUCUACGGGACGUGCUGAUCUUGAUGGAUCAGAGUGCCUGGGGCUCCAACGCCAUUCUGAGGCAAAUGGCCAUCCGAGGGCUCGGUAACAGCGCUUCUGGAGCCCCUCACAAGGUAAAAGGACACAAGCAGAUAAAGUUAGAAUCUAUCGUCAGAGGCCUCUAUCACCUGGCCCGCACCGAGGUCGUCUGUGAAAGUUUGAAGGCUCUAAAAAAGAUCCUGGAGCUGCUCACAGACUGAGAUGUAAGCUUCUACUUCAAAGAAAUAGUGCUGCAAACAAGAACCUUCUUUGAAGACGAGCAGGAUGAUGUGAGGCUGACUGCCGUCCUCUUAUUUGAGAAUCUGGCAUCCCUAACAGGAAGAAGGUGGAAGAUUUUUUUUGCUGAAGAAAUAAAAAAGAGCAUGAUUUCGUUCCUUCUCCACCUCUGGGAUCCCAAUCCCAGGAUUAGAACUGCUUGCCGUGAUGUCCUGAUCAUCUGCAUUCCUUUUCUGGGCCUCCAGGAACUCUAUGGGGUAUUAGAUCAUCUCCUUGAUGGUCAGGAUCUACCAAGGGCCAGGGAUUUCUACAGGCAAUUCUGUGUGAAGCUGGCAAAGAAAAACCAAGAAAUCCUGUGGAUCCUCCACACACACUCAUUCACCUUCUUCAGCAGCAGCUGGGAGCUGAUCAGGAGCGUGGGCACCAAACUCACAGAUGCCAUUGUUCUCAAUUUGACCUACCAAUAUGUGGAGUGAAUAGACAGAGAACAGCUGACCACACGGCUCCAAGCACUUCGAAAAGACCCCUGUAUGAGUGUCCAGAGAGCAGCCGAAGCUGCCUUGCAGACCCUCUCGAGAAGGUGCAGAGAGAUGAGCAUCCAUCCGUAAACCAUCAGGGAAUAAACCGCUAGGCCUUUUCUAUAACUGACUCUUGUCUUCAUCCUCAUAACUCCCAAACUUGCAACAUCUUGAGGAACGAGACGGCACCUAGUGUGGGGAUGUUGAAGUGGUGGUAUCUUCCUUACCCUCCAGGCUCUCCCUGGUGGCUUCUGUUAGCAAAAACCACGCCCACCAAUUCACUUGAGGAAUAACUUGUGAUUUGAGCGGUGACAGCCCCAUGGCUUUGCAUAGGACAGCCCUCUAUCUUGGGAAGCUUACAUCCCAGCAGAUAUCAAAAAAUGACAGAACAUGAAACAAUUCUGCCGCCAUUAAGAGGAGAACCACUGCCAUUUCCCACACGGAGCCCUUUUGUCUCAUAUCUUUGCCAGCUUUGGCUUAUUACUCACACUCUUUUCUCUCUAAAGAACAGUCUUACGACAAACUUUAACCUGUCUGUUCUUAAGUUGUAAUUUACGUGUCGAGACUGUGCCCGGUACUUUUCUACAAAAGCCCCUUUCUGACAUUCUAUUAAAUCUCAUAGUUUCCUUUCCAUUUUUAUCCUAGAACAUUGAUCCCUUUGAACUGUGUGUAUGCGGGUGCGCAUGUGUUAACCUUCGUAGCAUCUGAACAAUAACUCUUCACUCUUUUUUCACAAUGCACACCUGAAAGGUUACAUACAGGCAAUCAUGUACAGACAAAGAAGUUUCUAACACAGAGCCUGGGACUCAUUUAACACCACCGCUUUCAGGAUCAUACAUGAGCAACAUUAUUUUUUUGCUAUUAUUUUUAUCUUAUUGACAUUUAAAUUUCAAACACUGAACUCAAGUAUAUGCUGGCCCUUUGUUCAGAUUUUUGAAAUAAAGAUAAAUGGACAGACAGCUUUAAGGGUGCAAUGUAUUUAACAUUGCAUGUUAAAUAAUUAGAGAAAAUCUAAGGGGUGGCAUAACUAUAUACCUUUAUACAUUUAGUAGCACAAGUAUAGGGACAAGCCAUGCAAUUGGAGGAAAAGACCUGUUCAGGACUGAACAGAGAGGUCCUUGGCUGCUGACAGAAUCCCCCCUUAACUUCAGACUUGAGAAAAACCAGGAGUCUGUCAGUAUACAAAAACCACUGAAUUCAGGACAAACAGUAACAGGAUAUUAAGGAAUUGGCUCUAGCCAGUUGGGAUUGUGGAGGCCAGUCUGAAGUAAGCAGGGUUGGCUGGAGGCUGGAAAUGUUGCAGCUCAAGUCGAGGAUCUGUAGAUUACAACAGCAGUCUAGAGACAGAAUGGUUAGUGCAUUCUUCAAAGAUCCCCAGUUUUCCAAACAAGUUCUAGGAUGCUUUACUCAAACAGCGGCAACUUAUUAAACUGAUGUUCCUCUUUAUAAAUCCCUAUUACCUAUAUUCUAACCCCUUCAUCCCCAAGCUCUUUGGAAAAGCAUCUUUUCUUUCUACGAAACAUUUUAAGAACCAAAGGAAUCUUUUAGGUCAGAGAUUUUAGGCCAGAGUCCCAUUUAUUCAUUCACUUAACAAAUAUUUGUUGACUGCCUAUAAUCUACAAAGCACUGUUAUAGCCACUGGGGCUACAAUCGUUGAGGAGAAAAAUUCUACCCUCAUGGAGCUUAUACUCUAUGACAUCUGUGUAGAAAUUCCUCCUGUUGGUUACGUACCCCCCUCCCACAGUGAACAGAAAUGCCCUGUGCAAUCAAUACAACAGUUCGGAAGUAACUGUAACUUCCAAGCCAAGGUCAUCGUAUUGCACUCUCUUGAAUCACUCACUCUGGGGGAAGCCAGCUGCCAACAUUAGGACACUCAAGUGGCCCAAAAAGAGGUCCAUGUGGCCAAGAACUGAUGCCUCCUGCAAACAAGCAGAGCUAACUUACUAGGCUCGUUAAUGAGCCAUCUUGGAAAUGGAUCCAUGAGCCCCGGGUAAAGCCUUCAGAUGACUGAAGCCUCAGUUGACACACUGACUGGAGUAUGGGAUAAAAGACAGACUGCCCAAUUAAACUUGAAUUUCAGGUGAACGAUGAGUAAUUUUUUUAGUAAAAGUAUGCCCUGAUUAUUGCAUGCGGCACAGU
Molecule: messenger RNA, 6822 nt
Organism: Orcinus orca (killer whale)
Lineage: Eukaryota; Metazoa; Chordata; Mammalia; Artiodactyla; Delphinidae
Gene: MROH2B
Product: maestro heat like repeat family member 2B
Cellular component (GO): acrosomal vesicle; cytoplasm
Source: RefSeq, a predicted model, not a curated record